AUGUCUAGCCAAUUAACCCAUGUCACCAUUCAGGAUGGCUGGUUCAGAGAAGUAUCCGAGGGAUCGUUCCCCGGCCAGGCCAUGAGGUUGCGCGUGAAGCAGAUCCUCCACGUGGAACAGAGCCCGUUCCAGGACAUCCUUGUGUUCGAAUCGACCGACUAUGGCAACGUGCUUGUGCUUGAUGGGAUCGUCCAGGUCAGUGAGAGAGACGAAUUUUCGUACCAGGAGAUGAUCUCCCACCUUCCACUUUUUGCCCACUCCAACCCCAAGCGCGUGUUGGUCAUCGGAGGGGGUGACGGCGGGGUCUUGAGAGAGGUUGUGAAGCACGACUCGGUGGAAGAAGCCACGUUGGUGGAGAUUGACGAAGGCGUUAUCCACUUGAGCAAGAAGUACUUGCCACAUAUGGCCAAGGGCUUUGACCACCCAAAGGUCAACGUGGUCAUCACCGACGGCUUUGAAUUCUUGAAUAAAUUGUCACAGGCCCCCACCAGCGAGAAAUAUGACGUUAUUAUCACUGACUCCUCUGAUCCAGACGGCCCGGCCGAGAUGUUCUUCCAGCAGAGGUACUUCAAGUUGCUCCACGACGCCAUCAAGGAGGACGGGAUAAUCAUCACCCAAGCUUCGGAAAACGUCUGGUUAAAGAUCCAAAACUUGAAGACUUUGAUGCAUGACGCCAGACAAAUCUUUCCCGUGGUAGAGUUGUCCUCCUGCACGUGUCCUACCUACACCUCUGGCCAGUUGGCUUUGAUGAUAUGUAGUAAAAAGGCUGACGACGACGUCAAGGUGCCAAAGAGGGUGCUUUCCAAAAUGAAGGAGAGGGAAUUGUUCAGAUACUAUAACUCACGGCUCCACGAGGCAAGCUUCAUCUUGCCGACCUUUGCUGAAAAGAUAUUGGUUGACGAAUCUGUAUAG
Molecule: messenger RNA, 912 nt
Organism: Babjeviella inositovora NRRL Y-12698
Lineage: Eukaryota; Fungi; Ascomycota; Pichiomycetes; Serinales
Exons: 1
Coding region: 1-912 (303 amino acids)
Biological process (GO): spermidine biosynthetic process
Cellular component (GO): cytosol
Molecular function (GO): spermidine synthase activity
Source: RefSeq, a predicted model, not a curated record